This is a messenger RNA of Monosiga brevicollis MX1, 1210 nucleotides long. RefSeq lists its product as uncharacterized. Gene Ontology annotation, biological process: regulation of myoblast differentiation; protein localization to plasma membrane. The record is from RefSeq and is a predicted model, not a curated record. The transcript has 7 exons. NCBI's taxonomy places the organism in Eukaryota, Choanoflagellata, Craspedida, Salpingoecidae. Bases 17 to 1210 code for a protein of 397 amino acids. Gene Ontology annotation, cellular component: plasma membrane.
ACUUUCCUUGAAUGUCAUGACUCUUCUGCCCCGUUGCGAAGAAGUCGAGACAAAACAGGGUGUUGCCGUCACCGUUACAGCAGCCGCCCAAGUUAUGGUUAUGGCAGAGGAUCACAUGACAGAUGACGCUGCUGGGGGCGAGCGCGAUGCGUUUAUGAAAAAGGCAUUGGAACAGUUUGUUGGCAAGUCCCGUUCACAGAUCGAGGACACCAUCCUCCAGACCCUCGAGGGUCAUCUCCGUGCCAUUCUUGGUACUUUGACCGUGGAGGAGAUUUACAAGGAUCGUGAAUCUUUUGCCCGCCUCGUUCGCGAAGUGGCCUCCCCGGAUAUCGCCAAGAUGGGUCUUGAAAUCCUGAGCUUCACUAUCAAGGACGUGGUGGACUCUGUCCAGUACCUCGAGUCUCUGGGCAAGGGUCCCACUGCUGCCGUCCAGCGCGAUGCCGACAUUGGCAAGGCCGAGGCCAUCCGUGACUCCGGCAUUGCCGAGUCCACUUGCCAGAAGCAGCGCAUGGCCGCUCGCUACGAUGCCGAUACCGCCAUUGCCAACUCGGAUCGACAGUACAUGAUGCAACAGGCCGCUUUUGACGAGGAGGUGAACCGUGCUCGCGCCGAUGCCGAUCUGGCCUUUACUCUGCAAUCGGCCAAGUGCCGUCAGGAUAUCCGUAAGGAACAGGUCGAAAUCGAGGUCGUCGAGACGCAUCGCGAAAUCGAGGUCGAACAACAAGAAGUCAUCCGCAAGGAGAAGGAGCUGGUGGCCACCGUCAACCGCCCCGCCGAAGCCGAGCGCUUCAAGGUGGAGACGCUGGCCGAGGGUAACCGUACUCGCGCGGUGCUGCGAGCCCAGGGUGAGGCUGAGAGUAUCAAGGCUGUCGGUGCUGCCGAGGCCUUUGCCAUCCAGGCCAAGGGUGAGGCCGAGGCCGCAGCCAUGGCUGCGCGGGCCACUGCUUUCCAGAAGUACGGUGAUGCCGCUACCGUCUCGCUCGUCCUGGAGGCGCUGCCCAAGAUUGCGGCGGAAAUCUCCGCGCCCCUGGCCAAGACCAAGGAAAUUGUGCUCGUCAGUGGUGAUGAGUCCAUGACCGGCGAGAUCUCCAAGCUGGUCAGCCAACUGCCCCCGGCCGUUCAGGCACUAACGGGCGUGAACCUCACCGAGGUAUGUCUGCAUGCACUGCCAUUUCCUACUUGUCAUUCCAUCUGGAAGGGCACGUCCUAG